Messenger RNA from Haliotis rufescens (red abalone), 1365 nucleotides. RefSeq lists its product as uncharacterized. The transcript is spliced from 2 exons. The coding region runs from base 92 to 751 and encodes 219 amino acids. Lineage: Eukaryota; Metazoa; Mollusca; Gastropoda; Lepetellida; Haliotidae. The record is from RefSeq and is a predicted model, not a curated record.
AGACGACAGAUUAUCAUUACGGUGAGAGGAGCCAGUACGUCCACCCGAACGUCGUUUGUCAGCUUGUGUUGUCCGUGUUGUCCCUGUCGCCAUGGCCCAGAUCGAAGGAGAAUUUGGCCCUCAAGGAGAUUUUGCAUCCCUCGGGCUGGCUGUACAGUCUCAUAAAGAAAAUGAGUUUACAGUGAAAACAAAUGUAUGUGAAAUCAGGUUCAAAUCAACCAAGCCUGUGAAGUUUACUCAAAAGAUGGUCAACGUCAAAGACGAGGAGGACGACCUGUCCUCAUACGUCUUCAGCCAACGGUACGACGAUUGUAUGCACUUUUGCAUCAAUUUUCCCGAGUCGGGAAGCUACAAAUUCCAACUGUUUGCUCUCCCCGGAGACACCAAGGAGACCUCUUUGCCCAACGUCUUCAACUACAAGAUCAAAGUCGAAGGCGCGUGCCACGCCGUCCACGCCUUCCCCAAGCAGUAUGCGCAAUGGAAAGAUGGCUGCUCUCUCGUAGAACCAACGGUCCUCAACUCCAAUUGCUCACUGACGUCGGUCAAGUUCAAGGUCAACAUCCCCAAUGCCAAGGCCGCCGCCAUCGUAAUUAAUGGAUCAGAUUGGAAGCAUUUGGAUAAAGCCGGCUGUUGCUUUACAGGAACAUAUGACCUUCACAAGCUGAGAAAUUCUGGUGCCAAGGUCACCCUGAACGCCAACUUCGAUGAAGGGUCAGGGUCGUAUCCUACCCUCCUGGAGUACAAGAUUUAAACUGUUCAUCUUUGUCAUAACCUCUUCAUAAGGACGUAUCACAAGAUGCUUCUGACUGGAAUUGCUAUCAUACUGUUUAUACUGUUUACAUGACUGUCCAUGUGUUUCUCUUGUAUCGAUACUUAUUGGAUGGCGUACUCUCAGAUAGAUCGGAUUUUACCAGCAGAUCUUCAGUUCUCGGCUGUAGUUUCUCCCCUGCGCUGUGUGGCUCUACUCACCAUUCUGUUCACUCCCAUUUCUCAGGCGGAAGGAUCUCAAAAAGAACUAUUUAUUUAGCAUAACACAAUAAAUAGUCAAUCGACAAGUGCCCAGCUCUUUGGGCAGAAAAACACCGACAUUUAGACGCUAAGUUGUUUCCCAUGCUGCACCUCGGGAUGGAUUACGCCGGUGUGGUGGACUGUUUUUGUGGAGGAUCCGAAAUUAGACUCUCGUCAUCCGUGGUUAAUGCUGACGUCAUACCUUUGUUUUCUUUCGGGUAUAAUGUCUUGUGUCUAUUUCUGGCAUGUUUGGAUAUUAAUGUUGUAAUUAAUUACCAAAUACUCCAACUUCCUUUUCUAUUUCAAAGAGCUUCAUGUAUUAUUUGUUUUUAUUAUAUCAAUAAAGUUUCAAAAUUA